Messenger RNA from Gossypium raimondii (Peruvian cotton), 2843 nucleotides. RefSeq names its product probable galacturonosyltransferase 7. Gene Ontology annotation, molecular function: polygalacturonate 4-alpha-galacturonosyltransferase activity. The transcript has 8 exons. NCBI's taxonomy places the organism in Eukaryota, Viridiplantae, Streptophyta, Magnoliopsida, Malvales, Malvaceae. The coding region runs from base 364 to 2193 and encodes 609 amino acids. The record is from RefSeq and is a predicted model, not a curated record.
AAGUUUUUGUACAUGCAGUACUUUUUUGUGAAUUCUCUCCGAGAAAAUAAUGAGAUGAGGUAAGGUGAGGUGAGUUGAGGUGAGUUGAGGUGAGGUGUGCAACCGUAGUGCCAGAGAUACGGGAAAACAAGAAGAAGGCGGUUUCAAUUCGCGGCUGGCUGGCUGGCUGCUGAGACUUGAGAGAGAGAGAGAGAGAGAGAGAGAGAGAGAGAGAGAGGGAGGAAACAAGACUAAACAAAAGAAUAGAAGAAAAGAGCUUCCAUUUUCCUGCAUUAUUUACACGCAUUUGCUCUGAAUUUUUAGUGUGAUCAAAGUGAUAGUGUUAAACGUGAGGGAAAAGAGGGCGGAGUAGGGGGGGGGGGAAUGAAAGGUGGGAGUGGUGGUGGUGGUGGAGUUGCUCCCGCGAAGCGCCGAUGGAGAGGUCUGGCCAUUGCUGUCCUCUUUCUUGUGGUCCUCUCAAUGCUUGUUCCCCUUGGAUUUUUGCUUGGCCUACACAGUGGCUUUCACUCUGCAGGUGCCUUUAUCAACUUACAAUUAGAUCUGUUUUUGGGGGAUCGCUCAAGCCAUAUAGAUAAUCUCGUGAGAAAAUUAGGGCCUACUCUACCAAAGGAUGUUCUUAAAGGGUUUGUAAAUGAAGCUAAAAAUGAAACCAGCAGUAUCAAUGCUACACCUAGAACUGAGCAGAAGAAAGGCAUUCCAAUUCCACCUCAAGUUGUGAUGCAACCGUUUACCAGUAAAAAUAUUAGUAGAAUUAAUGGUAAAGCAAAAAUGAAAUCUGAUGUUGAUGAAAGUGAGGGGUUUUGUGAUUUGAAAUAUGGGAGCUAUUGCAUUUGGCGUGAAGAAAAUAGGGAAGAAAUGCAAGAUUCCAUGGUGAAGAAAUUGAAGGAUCAGCUUUUCGUUGCCAGGGCAUAUUUUCCUAGUAUUGCAAAAAUCCCAGCACAGAGCAAGUUGUCUGGUGAAUUGAAACAAAAUAUUCAAGAAGUGGAGCGUGUCCUUAGUGAAAGUACUACAGAUGCUGAUCUUCCUCCAGAGAUUCAGAAGAAAUCACGAAGGAUGGAAGCUGUGAUAGCAAGAGCCAAAUCAGUCUCUUUGGAUUGUAAUAACGUUGACAAGAAAUUGAGACAAAUAUUUGACUUGACUGAGGAUGAAGCUAACUUUCACAUGAAGCAGAGUGCCUUUCUCUACCAACUUGCUGUCCAGACAAUGCCCAAGAGCCUGCACUGCCUGUCUAUGAGACUAACUGUGGAAUAUUUCAGAGACCAUUUGUUUGAUAAGGAGCUCUCUGAGAAAUAUUCUGAUCCCACAUUGCAACAUUAUGUUAUAUUCUCCAAUAAUGUUAUCGCUUCUUCAGUUGUAAUAAACUCAACUGUUGUGCAUGCAAGAGACACUGUAAACCAGGUUUUUCAUGUGCUGACUGAUUGGCAGAAUUACUAUGCAAUGAAACAUUGGUUCCUCCGGAAUACUUUUAGGGAUGCUGUUGUUCAGGUGUUGAACAUUGAAGAUUCAGAUUCCUAUGGUAAAGCAACUCUAUCUCACCUGACAUUACCUGUGGAGUUUCGAGUUUCCUUUCCUAGCAAUGAUAGUGCACCAGCAAUACAUAAUAGAACACAAUAUGUAUCCAUUUUUUCUCAUUCUCAUUAUCUUCUUCCUGAGAUAUUCAAAAACUUGGAGAAAGUUGUGGUUUUGGAUGAUGAUGUUGUUGUUCAGCAAGACUUGUCAGCACUAUGGAGCCUCAACAUGGGAGGGAAAGUGACUGGUGCUAUAGAAAUUUGCUCGGUAAAAAUGGAUCAACUGCAAAGUUAUUUGGGUGACCACAGCUUCCAAAAACAUUCCUGUUCUUGGAUGUCAGGAUUGAAUGUAAUUGAUCUCGCCAGGUGGAGAGACCUAGACAUCUCUGAAACUUACUGGAAGUUGGUGAAAGAGCAGGUCAGCAUGAAAGAGGGAUCGGCUUUGCUUGCGACUUUGCUUACUUUUCAGGACCAAAUAUAUGCCCUUGACAGGGUGUGGGUUUUAUCGGGCCUUGGUCAUGACUAUGGACUUGAUAUAGAAGGCAUCAAGAAAGCUGCAGUUUUGCACUAUAAUGGAAAUAUGAAACCUUGGCUUGAUCUGGGAAUUCCAAAAUACAAGGAAUACUGGAAGAAGUUUCUGAACCAUGAAGAUCAAUAUCUAAGCGAGUGCAAUGUAAAUCGAUAAUGAGCUGGUGCUGAGGUUUAGCCUUUGGAUACUUGGAAAGUUGGGAAAGUUGAGAGCUCAAGGAGCUAAGUGCUGAAAAUUUUGAGAUUGAGCGAGAAUUUUGAAGGGUAUUAGAUGGGAACAAAGUGUAGCUGUAAUGACCUCGACCUUGAUGGGUGUAUGUUUCUGAUUUUUGGUUUUCGGGUAAAAUAGAAGGAUUGCUCAACCUUGAGGUUGAGUUCGCUGGAGGUGGCUGCAGCAGGGUGGGGGCAAGAUGGAUUAGAGAUUUUGCAGUGAUUGAUUGUUGGAGAAUGAAUGCAAGUUAGCUUAUGCAGAUGGUAGUAGGAAGACAGCAUCAUUUAUCUGCUUCUAACUGUGGUACAGUGAAUUAAUUAAUGUGAGAAACCUUGACAAAUAAGGAAUUAUGUAUACAGAGAGAAGAGAAGGGUGUCCAAUGAUUCGGCUUUGAUUUUACUGCCAUUCAACAACACUCAGAAAUAAUAUGCAUCGUUAUCACGUAUUGUUGGUGAGAAUUGAGGUGGUGGUGUCAUGUGCCCUUCAUGUUUGGAUUUUAUCUUUGUUAUAGUCGAUUUUUUAGUUUGUUACUUUGAUGUUGGAUCUCUCAAUUAUCAAAUGAAUUUAUUUAACAUGCUUGCUGCGUGUUUCUCAUA